Molecule: messenger RNA, 971 nt
Organism: Cyanistes caeruleus (blue tit)
Lineage: Eukaryota; Metazoa; Chordata; Aves; Passeriformes; Paridae
Source: RefSeq, a predicted model, not a curated record
AUGCGCACCGCCGGCGGGGCGUUCCUUCAUAAGAUAGCUGAUGGCAUCUGUGGCCGUGCGUAUCCUCGAUACCAGGAUUAUGGCAACGUUUGGAGCUUGACAGAGUGGAUGGAGGUUUUAGAAGAAACUAUGACGUAUUUCAAAACUGCAGUUGGCAAAAAUAUAUCUGAUGAAGAGGCUUCUCAGCAGAUAAUUGAGUUAAAUUCAGACUAUCAAGAAGCAAUCACAAAAUGUCUAAAGGGUAGAAAGGAAGAAAUCAGGAAUGCCCUAGUAGAAAAUGUACAUGCAAUCUCUUCUGCCCAGCUGCAGGACUUUGACUGGCAGUUAAAGCUUGCACUCUCCAGUGAUAAGAUCUCCAUGCUGCAAAUGCCACUCCUCAAUCUUGAUUUGGAUGUUAGAGAAAAUGGUGAAAUUAAGCCAAUUUCUAUAGAGAUGAAUAAGGAAGAGUUGCAGAACCUAAUAAAUGCACUGGAAGCUGCUAAUAAGGUUGUCUUACAACUGAAAUGAUGGAAUUCAGAUCAACAGUAUCUGCUGGUGAUGGCUCCCCAAAUGAUUUGGGGAAAAAAUAUAUUUACUGCAAAGUGAAAAGCUUUUGGUGCUGUAAAAUACUGAAGUCAGAAGACUUUUACGACUUGUGACCAAGUGAACUACUAAUCAUUCAGUAAAAAUAAAAAAUUCUUGUAUCUAUUUGACCAAAAAUAUGAAAAUCUAAUGUACUUUUAGUAGCUUUUAGUACUAAGGAUUUAUAGACAUUUGGAAGAGAAUUACUUACAAUGUGUGCCAUAUUUGUUUUGGUAAAACUUUGGCAGUGACUACACAGGUGCCUGGUAAAACUAAGGCAUCUUACUUGCAUUGUAUGUUACCUUAUCUAAAGUGCCACACUAACGAAGAAUAUGAGAGAGUAUUUGUAGCAUUAAUGUAUUUAUACUUGUAAAUAUGGUAAAUAAACACCUGACUUUGUGUGUGAAUAA